AUGCCGCGUAGUAUCGCAUCUAGCCUUUCGUCGUCAUCUUCAACGUCGUCGCGGAGUAGGAGAGGUAAAGCUGCGAGCUCAGUGGGUUCGAGUAGGAGACAGAGAGGGUAUAGAGGGGGCCAUCAAAGUAGAAGCGCGAGACCAGCCCCUGUGGAAGAAAGUGAAGAGAAUGUAUAUGAGGAGGAUAGCGAAGAUGAAGAUGUGAAUGAAGGGGGAGAGAAUGAGGAAGAUGAAGAAGGAGAAGAGAGUGAGGACGAGGAAGAAGAAGAAACGAAACCUUCCCCGGAAAAACAUCCUCCCCAACGUGCUAGUCCAAGAAGAAGAAGGAAAGGUACUUCCAGUGGCUCAUCUGGACAUUCAGCAGAAUCCUCUCGAGGAUCCCACGGCUCGUCGAGAAAGCACAAGAAGGGAAAGAGAAGGAAGCAAAGUAAGAAGAAUGAAAACAGAAGCAAAAAUAAAAGUAAAAAUAGAGAAGGAUCGGGGUUUUUGGGAAAGCUGAGGAGUGCAUGGGCGAGAGUGACAGGGUCGCCUCGUAGAAAACGAACUGUUUGA
Botrytis deweyae is the source of this 552-nucleotide messenger RNA. RefSeq lists its product as uncharacterized. The transcript is spliced from 3 exons. The record is from RefSeq and is a predicted model, not a curated record. Bases 1 to 552 code for a protein of 183 amino acids. NCBI's taxonomy places the organism in Eukaryota, Fungi, Ascomycota, Leotiomycetes, Helotiales, Sclerotiniaceae.